Molecule: messenger RNA, 885 nt
Organism: Diaporthe amygdali
Lineage: Eukaryota; Fungi; Ascomycota; Sordariomycetes; Diaporthales; Diaporthaceae
Product: GANP/Nin1/mts3/eIF-3 p25 family protein
Exons: 2
Coding region: 1-885 (294 amino acids)
Biological process (GO): proteasome-mediated ubiquitin-dependent protein catabolic process
Cellular component (GO): cytosol; nucleus; proteasome regulatory particle, lid subcomplex
Source: RefSeq, a predicted model, not a curated record
AUGGCCGAACGCCAACUGCAGCAGAUCCUGUCCCAGCUGAAAUCCCAAGCCUCGACCCUCAGCUACGCCGACGCCGCGCCCCUCCUCUCCAAAGCAAAACUGCAGCUCCUGAAGCUCAACGCCCUGUCGCCCUCCCCCGCCACCACCACCACGCAGUCGUCAUCACCCCAGCAGCCACCGCAGAGCGUGCUCGCCCUCGCCCGCGAGACAUACGAGCAGGGCGCGCUGUACAGCAUCCGCGCGCGCGACCCGGAGGCCUUCACGCGCUACGUGACGCAGCUGGCGCCCUUCUACGAGCUGCCGGCCUCGGUGCUGGCGCCCUCGCUGGCCGAGCGCAACAAGGUCACGGGCCUGUACCUGCUGCUGCUGCUGACGCAGGGCCGCUACGCCGAGUUCCACUCGGAGCUCGAGAGCCUCAGCACCCGCGAGGGCGGCGGCGGCAGCGUCGACGUCGAGGGCGACCGCUUCCUCGGCUACCCCAUCCGCCUCGAGCGCUGGCUCAUGGAGGGGAGCUACGACCGCGUCUGGAAGGCCAUGAAGAGCCGCGAGGUGCCCAGUGAGGAGUUUGGCGUGUUUUCUGAGAUCCUCACCUCCCAGAUCCGCUCCGAGAUCGCUUCCAGCAGCGAGCGCGCCUACCCCUCCCUGCCCAUCUCAUCCACAAAGUCCCUCUUGUUCCUCGACUCCGAGGGCGCCGUCAUCGACUUUGCCCGUUCCCGCGGCUGGAUUCUCAAGGACGGUCGGAUCUACUUCCCCAAGGAGGCGGAGCCCACGGCCGGUGGUGAUGACGACGACGAGGCUGCGGCAGGCAGCGGGAAAGAGGAGAUGAGCAAGCUGGUCAUUGAGAACGCGCUGGGCUAUGCGCGGGAGCUCGAGACUAUUGUAUAG